AUGCUCCUUUCCAUUGCGGCCAUUGUCACCCCGCUCGGUCUAUACGAAGCGAUUAUCCCCGGGUCUCCCACAUUAGAGCGGUUCCAGUAUAUUCCCGACGGAGGCAUAUUUGGGAUAGGCACCCCAGCGAGGAAUGAAAGUGUCCCCUGGAGUCGCGUCUGCGGGGCUCCCGCGAGACCUUUUACGUGCCCGGAUCUAACGCGAGUGACACCCUCUAAUAAUCGCUCUGUCGACAAAAGUAUACCGCAGGAGACAGUGGAUCUUUUCACGAGCGGCAUCCCAGCUUCCAGCAACUCUGUAUCAAGUAUAUUUGAUAUCCAAUGGCGUUCGUGGUCGUGGACAAAAAUAGCUACCACCAGCAAUCAAACCAGUCGAAGCAACAGCUCUCUACCAAUGGAUCCUUCGUCCAACGAACCGUAUCCUAUCGGAAUUUAUAGGCAGAUUUCGACUCUGAUCUUGGAUGACAGCUAUGAAGUGAUAGAGGGUCUUGUAGUCGACGCAAAGAAUGGGGGUGUCGGCUUUCGAAACCACAGCGCACCGCCGUUGACGACUUACGGGAGUACCUGGACCGAGGACCUUCUGUUCAUCCAACCUGUCUCAAGAUGUGUUGAUACCAACCUGACCUUGGACUAUACAAUACCAGAGAACGAUGUGCGCUCAAUAAAUAGCAGAAGUCCCUUGACCGUGACAGACCGAGGCGGCUUUUCCGAAUUGAAUACGGUUAACCCUGAGUGGGAUCGGGCGAGGGUGCAAGCAGAUCCGCAACUGUGGAAGCGCGCCUAUCAGGCAGCCUGGUUUUCCAAUGUUUUCGCCAUGGGCAAGUUCAACGUCAGCAAUGUAACCGUAGGCAGCGAUCCUGAGAAGCCUCUACACCUGCACGGGAGAACCUCUAUGCAAGGGAAACAAGAAUUCCCGCUCUCGCAAACAACAGCCCAUGGCUGUAGCAUCGAUCUCCACAAUCCUGGGACUAUUGCUCCCAACCAAUUUGGGUGCUAUGCGGCAAACAACAGUGGCGGAGUGCCAGAUGAUGGGACGUUCGAGGCUGCUCCUCGUUUGAUCAAGAAUCUUUGUGAAGGUGGAGACUUCGACAUUAGCCGCGGAACGAUUGGAAACAUCGCCACAUACUGUUCCCUCAUACUGGGUGCGUCAUUGAGAUCCGACAGCGUUGAAGACGACUGGCCCUUCCACUCCGCCGGCUCAUCCUGGUCCAAGCCUAUGUACUCCUGCGCAAUGGCCAUAGAAGCAACCAUCAAGUCCGUCACAUUCAGCUACAAUACCACUGAUGAUCUCACAGGGCUAAGCGUCCUGAACAUCACGGACAAGGACUACCAGAGUGAGGCCGACCACCCCGUGUGGGGAGUCGAGAAUCUUUCGGUCAUAGGAGAGUAUUGGAUGAUUCCGCUAUGGGGUCUCGUGUCCCACGAAGCCGCGGCGAAUUACCCCAGUGACCGGCUCAAGACAGUCCAGAAACCAUCCCUCUUUCUCCCUCGGAUGACGUCUUUGUCUCGGUCAAGCGGCGUUGCCACACAGAGUCGUCAGAAUCUGCCGGGCGUCGAGUUUCCAGACUCCGGGCUCGGCGCCAUCGCUUCUAUGGCAUAUAGCACUCAGGGACUGGCAGAUUACACUGGUGAAGGAAACCUUGCCUUGGCACAGCAGUGGAGUAAACUGUCAAAGUCAGCGGAGUCAAUGACCAAGGCCCUGAAUCUGGUUUGGACAGAUUACGCAGCGAACGCCGUGGUCGGGACAAAUGGGAGUCCGGGCCCACGAACUACAAUGCUUCGGCCCGUCUCGACGCGCCGUCCCACCAUACGCUACGACCUUGGCUAUGCCGUGCCCGCAAUUGUGGUUUUCGCAAUUCUGCUCUUGAACUCCUCCCUGGUUGUCGUUAGUCUUCUUGUGGGCCGUGCAACACUCUCCAAGAUGAGACGGUACCUUCAUGCUACCUCCGCUGGGAGACUCAUGGCUUUUGCUUCUGUGCUACCCCGCUCGGUCACUGCUGCUAGACAAGUCGACAAUGAUACACCGACUGUUGAGUGGCUAGAGUCUGUGGGAAGGAGCGAAGUUGUAGCUGGGAAGACCAUGCCAUUGUCAUGA
Molecule: messenger RNA, 2094 nt
Organism: Penicillium mononematosum
Lineage: Eukaryota; Fungi; Ascomycota; Eurotiomycetes; Eurotiales; Aspergillaceae
Exons: 2
Coding region: 1-2094 (697 amino acids)
Source: RefSeq, a predicted model, not a curated record